UGAGUUCCGAGUCGGGCGGAUGACGCUCAGCUAGACCCGGCCUGUUUCGGGCCGCCAUUUUUUAUCUCGGGAAGCGUGCGAGUUCGCGUCGUGUCUUAUCGCGUAGUUUUACGGAAAUACUGACUUGGUUCUGAUACGGGCCGAAAUAUGCCGAGUUUUAGCAGUGUGGGCACGUUCAAAAUCUUUAUCGGGAAUCUCGCGGAUAAGACUGCGAACGGCGAUAUCAAGCCCUUAUUUGAGAAAUAUGGAAAGGUCGUGGAAUGCGACGUCGUAAAGAAUUAUGGAUUUGUGCACAUGGAAAAUGAAGAGGCUGGCAGAAAUGCAAUUCAAAAUUUAAAUGGACAUAUGGUCCAUGGACAACCAAUAAAAUGCGAAGCAGCCAAAAGUCGCAAAGGGCCAAACACUCCGACAACCAAGAUCUUUGUCGGCAAUCUAACAGACAAUACAAAAGCACCCCAAGUGCGCGAACUUUUCGCCAAAUAUGGUACUGUCGUUGAAUGUGAUAUCGUGCGAAACUAUGGGUUCGUGCAUCUAGAAGCGACAGGUGAUGUGAAUGAUGCCAUCAAGGAGCUUAAUGGACAGAUGGUGGAUGGACAACCUAUGAAGGUUCAAAUUUCCACUAGCAGAGUGCGACAGAGGCCAGGAAUGGGUGAUCCUGAACAAUGUUACCGAUGUGGCCGUGGUGGCCAUUGGUCUAAAGAAUGUCCUAAAGGGGGUAUGGGAGGAGGACCGGACCGCAAUGGAUUCAGGGACCGAAUGUUUGGACGUGACCCAUAUCCUCCACCGCCGCCACCACCUUUCCUUCGCGACAGGUUGAUGGGUGGUGGCCGCUUUGGAGAUUAUGAAAGCUACUACGACAGGAGAGGAUUCGAGGACACCAGGGACCUCUACGAGAGGCGGUUUUCGGGUAUGACAGGGCCUCGUGACAUGGGAAGUUCCAUGCGCGGGCUUGACUUUCCAAUGCCACCACUACCCCCAAGUCGAGACCCAAUGCCUCCUAUGCCUCCUCUAGGUAUGGGAUCCAUGCGUGACAGCGGCUUCUCCCGUGGCAACGAGUACGGGAUGUUCAGCCGGCGAUCACCUCCUCCGAGUGGCAAUAACGGACGAUUCAGUAGAGGGAUGUACGAGGACUUCAGCCGAGAUUCGUUCGAGGAGCGUAGACCGGGAAUACGAGGGCCAUCGCCGUCGCGCCGGUUCGCACCAUACUAAAGCGUCGCGUCGGGAUCUCGGAUCGGUCGGUCUGUCGGUCUCUGUCUGUCGCUAGCAGGAAGCCUCGGGACCGAGAUACUCUUGGCCGUCUGUCGAUCUGCACGCGCGAAGAUCUGCCGCUCCGCUCUGUCUGAACACGCUGCCCCCCGCAGUGCGCUAUACAAACAGAAAAUACCUUCUUCUUCUUCUUCUGAGUUUUCAUUAUUCCUCCUGACCCAAGACUCUACUCGAUCCAAAGCACCAUCCUAGUUAACCUCCUGCACCGUUUUCUCGUGAGUCCCGCAUAUCCCCGCACCAAGCAAAAAACCCCACUGGACACUACAGUUUAACCAAGUAAAAGAAAAAGAAAGAAAAAAAAAAACAAUAUAAGGAAAAGAAACAUCCCUACCUUCCGAAAUGCCUGCUUCAUGUUUUAUUACUCGUACAGAAGAUUGUUAGGAUCUUCUUGGAUAUCUCGGUGAUUUCCAAAAAAGAAAAAAAAAAAAUCGGACCUGUACGCUUCGUAUGCUAAUGUAAUUAUGUAUAUUUAUUGAGAACGCCUAUAUAGCUAUACUAGGAGGAACGUGCUUGACACUCUAUAAGAAACUUUGGAACUUCAUGUAGGAUGAAAUUUUUCAGCGAGCGAAAAUAUGUAUUAAAAACAUCAGAUGCGUUGUAAUGUUUAGCAGCAGACACGUUAUACCUACUGCGCGAUUACGUCGUUGAGGGUAACGGUCUCGAAUUCUUGACAAUUCGAAUCGUCGUACUACGCUAGAGGUCACUGAUGUGUAUAUUUUUUGUCGCCUCCUCUCUCUCCCCCCUCUUUUCCUCACCGCACAUAACCAACCCCUCUCUUAACCUUUUAUAUUAACCCAAUAAAAAUUACUUCGUGUACCAAUCGAACCAACUCGUUAAAUUCAAUAAGACAGAUUUUUUUUUUUUUUAUUAUUGUCAUUAAUCUCAAUUAGCCUUUUGAUUUUAUAUCGGUUCUCGUUAGGUGUGCCGACUCCUUUUUUCUUUUGUUUUACUUUUAUUUUCGUCUAUGCGUACCAAGCAACUUGUUUUGCCUCUUCUCUCUUACUCGUCCAAUGUAUUGUAAGCGGUGCGACCGAAAGCAUCGGAUUGAUCGAAUCAGGUAAGCGUAUAGGUCCGGUGACACACGUUAAUCAUCCCGUAAUCAUUACUAAAGUACAAUUGGACAUAAAAGGAAAAAAAAAAAAAAACACCGUAGAAAGUGUCGGUUCCAGAACCGGGAACCUACCUUGUACUGGGUCAAGCGGCUAUAUACCAUAGGAUAGUGACGUAAACAUUUUAUUAAGUUAGGAUUAAUCGACAUGAACUUAUCUGAGUAUAAACGGUAAACAGUUUGGCUCGUUUAGUUUGUAACGAAGAAGUAUCUCGCGCGAGAAUACUGCACUGGUUGGUGUAAGUUUUUUUUCCCCCCUUUUCUUUCUUCUCUCUUCCUUUCCUAUAUAUAUAUAUAUAUAUAUAUACUUUUUUUUUUCUUCGUAAGACCUCGUGUUUUCACUAAUUAUAUAUCGCUGAAAUUAUGGAAUGUAAUACAAUGUAUCUGUGAAAUUCACGAAAAAAGAAAAAAAAAACUCAAUAA
Cephus cinctus (wheat stem sawfly) is the source of this 2797-nucleotide messenger RNA. Its product is annotated as RNA-binding protein lark. The record is from RefSeq and is a predicted model, not a curated record. The coding region runs from base 148 to 1209 and encodes 353 amino acids. Gene Ontology annotation, cellular component: nucleus; cytosol. Gene Ontology annotation, molecular function: mRNA binding; adenosine kinase activity; zinc ion binding. Gene Ontology annotation, biological process: purine ribonucleoside salvage. The transcript is spliced from 6 exons. NCBI's taxonomy places the organism in Eukaryota, Metazoa, Arthropoda, Insecta, Hymenoptera, Cephidae.